AUGGCGCUUCGGGAGCACCUCCGCAAGUAUUAUGGAGGGAAAUUACUGUCCGCUAUAGAAAAUUUCGAUGCUCCGCAGGAUAUGGAAGUGCAUUGGGUUACGGAGGCACUUGACCAUAACUCAAUCGACAGGCCCUUUAUCGCGUAUGGGAAUGAGGCCAGCGUUGGUUGCACCUACAUGCACCUGUGUCUCAUUGUCGAGAUUGGAAAGGCCGGGGAACGGAAGAAGUAG
Molecule: messenger RNA, 231 nt
Organism: Sparassis crispa
Lineage: Eukaryota; Fungi; Basidiomycota; Agaricomycetes; Polyporales; Sparassidaceae
Exons: 1
Coding region: 1-231 (76 amino acids)
Source: RefSeq, a predicted model, not a curated record